Messenger RNA from Hyposmocoma kahamanoa, 1345 nucleotides. RefSeq names its product farnesyl pyrophosphate synthase-like. The transcript has 6 exons. The coding region runs from base 57 to 1229 and encodes 390 amino acids. Gene Ontology annotation, biological process: trans, trans-farnesyl diphosphate biosynthetic process. The record is from RefSeq and is a predicted model, not a curated record. NCBI's taxonomy places the organism in Eukaryota, Metazoa, Arthropoda, Insecta, Lepidoptera, Cosmopterigidae. Gene Ontology annotation, cellular component: cytoplasm. Gene Ontology annotation, molecular function: (2E,6E)-farnesyl diphosphate synthase activity; dimethylallyltranstransferase activity.
UAUUGUGAAUUCUUGAUAUCGGUCAGUGAAAGUUCAGGUCACGAAGAAUACUAAAGAUGACUUCCUCCGCAUUUUUGAGAUCAUUUAAUAAAAGUAUAAAGUUUUACGCUAGUAAACAACAUGCUUGUUCAUCGAGAAUUAUCCAACUGCAAAGAAGUAGUAGCGUGUCGGCGACAACCAAUGCAUUGUCAGAAAGCAAAUGGAGGGAAACAUUCCAGGAUACACUGCCAAUGAUUGUUGACACUCUUGUCAGUAACAGCAAGUUUGCUGAGGUGCCCGAGGCAGCUAGCUGGGUUAAAAAGAUAUUAGACUACAAUUUAGCAGGAGGCAAAAUGAACCGUGGACUGACAACGGUGAUGGCUUACGAAAUGAUGGAGAAGCCUGAAAACAUCACUGAAGACUCCCUAAGACUCGCACGCAUUUUGGGAUGGUGCGUGGAAAUGAUGCAGUCGUACUUCUUAAUCGCGGAUGACAUAAUGGACGGGGCAUCAACUCGUCGCGGCGUGCCCUGCUGGUAUCGCCUCCCUGAAGUCGGCCUAGGCGCUAUCAAUGACACCAUCCUUCUCUAUACAUGUAUGUUCGAGGUGCUGAGGACUAAACUCGGACAUCUGCCGCAGUAUAUCGCUAUUGUAGAACUUUUUAAUGGGACAGUCUUACAAACUUCAAUAGGUCAGCAUUUAGACUAUACAAUGGCGCAUCGAAACAAAACCGACUACAGUAUGUUCACAAUGGAACGCUACGAGACUAUAGUGAAGCAUAAGACUGCAUACUAUACCUACCAAUUCCCAGUCCGCCUUGGAAUGUUGCUGGCCAACAUCACCGAUGAAGACGUGCUUCGGAAGACAAAUGAAAUCUGUUUAGAUAUUGGGAAGUUCUUUCAAAUGCAAGAUGAUUACAUAGACUGUUACAGUGACGAAUCUAUAUCCGGAAAAGCAGGCACAGAUAUCCAAGAAGGCAAAUGCACUUGGUUGGCCGUCACAGCAUUGCAGCAUUUCGCUCCCGCACAGAGAGCUAUAUUCCAGCAGUUCUACGGCAGUCCAGACCCAGGACAUGUAGGGAAAAUCAAGUGGUUGUAUGAUAUGGUGAAAGUAAACCAUAUAUACGGUGAAGAGGAAAAAGCUCAGUAUGACAGAAUUAUAAGUAAAGCUGAAGCAUUGGGGCGUGAAUCGUCGGUGUCACCAAAACUCUUUUUGAAACUAGUCGACAUGAUUUAUCAUAGGAAGCAAUAGUUAUUUUGUCACGGUCAUCUAGGGAUUAGAGGCCUACCAGUUUCGAAUUUAAUUCUCUUUGGUCCUGAAGUUCAGUAUGGUUGUUAAAAAUAUAUAAUUAUAUAUAACAAUUGACA